Messenger RNA from Saprolegnia parasitica CBS 223.65, 273 nucleotides. RefSeq lists its product as hypothetical. The transcript has a single exon. The annotation marks the transcript as partial. The record is from RefSeq and is a predicted model, not a curated record. NCBI's taxonomy places the organism in Eukaryota, Oomycota, Saprolegniomycetes, Saprolegniales, Saprolegniaceae.
GAGGUGCCCGAGUCGUGCAUCUACGCCAACGAGCUCGUCAAGGACUCGCGCGUCCAGCUCGAUGUGCUGCCGGAAGACAUCAUUGACGACCCGACCCUCCAGCGCGACUACGACGUCGCGUGCCCCGAGUGCGGCGGCCAAGGCGCGGCGUUCAUCCGGUCCCACGACGGCGUGAAGCAGUCGACGCUAGCGCUCAUUUGGAUUUGCCUCAACCGUGACUGCCAGCUCGACGAGCAUGGCAACCGACUGCCCACGCAUCGAUGGAUGGAUUAG